AUGCUCUGCCGUGGCCGUGCCCCCAGAGCUUCCGUAGAGCAGCAACAGCGGCGGCAGCAGCAACAGCAGCAGCCUCGGAUCCGGGCAAGCUCUUGGGCCAGUCCGCGAGAAUUGCUCGCUCGGGCCAUCGGAGCCGCCAGUCCGCCCAUCAAGCAAAACACCGCUUCCAGGCACCCGUCGACAUUUCAAAUCAUUCCACACCCCCCUUCCCUCGGCCGGCCAGCCCAUGGUUUGAGUUUCUCCCGCAACGGUAGCUUAUGUGUUUGCCGCGACACGAUGUAUUUUAAUUUAUCUCCUUUUUUUAAGUCGCCUGUUAUUUAA
Molecule: messenger RNA, 321 nt
Organism: Purpureocillium lilacinum
Lineage: Eukaryota; Fungi; Ascomycota; Sordariomycetes; Hypocreales; Ophiocordycipitaceae
Source: RefSeq, a predicted model, not a curated record